UAGAUCUUCUUUCUCUCUCUCACACACGCAAACACAAAGGCAGACAUAAAUUGAAGCUUCUACCAUGUCUCCGCAUGGAAUUAGUACGGGUUGACGUUUUCCGAUAUUUAAGGUAGAGCACACUACUGGUGGUCUGUCGAUUCGAAUUCUUAAAUACCAAGUCCUUGGAGGAUUAGUCCCAAGUUGACUUCUGCUGGUUCCAUAAAUGAUCAACUCUAAUCUCAAAAGCAAUGGGCUAGGAAAUUCUGGGACUGGUUUGCCUGUGUGCCAUAAACAAUCACCAAUUGCCACAAGAAAGGUACCUUUGAGAUAUGUGCAGAACGAUGGCAGGAGCUUAAUGUAUAAUGAUCCAGAGAGUUGGGUUCUAGGACUUAGUGCUGAUGCUGUUGAGGUUUCUGGGGCUGAGAGACUUACCCCUGAGUGCCCUACAAACCCCUGUUACCACCAGUCCUGCAGAAGUAAUGGUGCAAAUGAACAUCUCACACAUUCUGGUAGGAAUUCUGAUUCAGAACUAGGCAAGAGAAGAUUUCGAGAGACUUCUAACACAAAAUCUGAUUUUCUGAAGUUGAGAAAAUAUUUCCACAAUCAGCCGGAACUACCCCAACUACAUCCGGAAGAGGAGGAAAGAAAUAUGUCUAUUGUACCUGCAUCUACACCAGCUUCUACCGCUUCUGGUAAUGGUUUGUCAGCUGCUGAAUCUGAUCGCCUUCAGCUUACUUCUGAAUCUGAGGUUCCUCAUUCAGCUGAUUCUAAGGGGAGUACUGAUCAGGAAAGGAAAGAACGGUUCCUUUGUCUGCAGAAGCCUCAGAAGCAUUGUUAUGAGUAUGAUCAGAGGGAUUGCAUCCACAUGUUGCGUCGUUUUUCUAGUGUUGAGCUUAGCAGAUGUGCCAUCAAGUUGGAUAAAAGAUCAAUCCAGCUAUCAGUUGAGGAAGCUGCGAAGAAGGCUCUAGCACCAAAUCAGACCAAAAAGACCAAGAUUGGAAAAGCAAUUAGGACUAGAGCAUCUGGUCGUCUGAGGGAGUAUGUUCCUGUUAAGAAAGAUCCAAAUAAAGGGAAGCUGGUUUUUGAUCUUACUGGUGACCCAGCUGGUCUAGAAAUAGCUGGAGCUGGGGCACUUUGUUCAUGGGGUCCUCCUAGCAGGGGAGUUAAGUUUAGGGUUGCACCACCUGAUUAUGACCCAACUACCAAGAAGGAUGAUGGAAAGGGCAAAUCCCCUGCAACCAGUGAGGGCAUACCACCUGAUUUUGAACUAAUUGCUAAGAAGGAUGCUGCAAAGGGCAAAAGGGUGAUCCUAAAUGCUGACGAUACAAUGGAUGUUUCCAGAGCAAAGAGGAUCAGAAACAAGCCCAAGUGGCAGUUGUAAUGGUCCAAUGAUGUUGUGUAAUUUGCACAGGGUUUUGAUAAUUCUCGUGUAAUUUAAAUGAUAUGGGUGGAAUAUGUUGAUGUUGUUGAACAUUAGUUUCUUGGUGGUUGGAUGUAUUUGAAGAUUGUUGCAACAAUAAUAUGUCGAAUGUAUUUUGCUAGGGUAA
Alnus glutinosa is the source of this 1529-nucleotide messenger RNA. RefSeq lists its product as uncharacterized. The record is from RefSeq and is a predicted model, not a curated record. Bases 206 to 1363 code for a protein of 385 amino acids. The transcript has 4 exons. NCBI's taxonomy places the organism in Eukaryota, Viridiplantae, Streptophyta, Magnoliopsida, Fagales, Betulaceae.